AUGAUCCUGGCCGCCGAUGGGUUUUAUUAUUCCACGGGCGUGCCUUAUGGCGCAGGGACACUUGAGAAUAGCUCUCGAGGCUCUGACGAAACAUCAUGGUCGAAUGGCGAGUCACCAGUAGCAUAUCUUGAGCUGUUUCUCUGGCAGGGCGAAAGAUUUAAAGUGGGCUCCAAUGGCGAGAUAAUGUACGGUGUCCUUCAAGACGACCCGGUUCUCCGAAGUUUGCUGGAGAACGAGUCGCCACUUCUGCAAAAGGGCUUCAGAGAUGGCAUGCGCUACGUCGGAUUCGCCAUUCAGUGCGAUGUGCGAUCACAGCUCGGAUACGCGUUCAUGAAUCCAGCGAGUCGAACGUUUUCUGAUUUCCACAACACGGAUGCAGAAACCUUGGGCUACAACAGUGUGUUCUAUCCAAAUAUGCAAGCGGUCAUGGCAGCUGGUGGUUGGAACGUGUCCGCACGCCAGCUACGAAUGGCGGACGGGGAGGAGUCGCGCUUCCACUCGCUGGCACAAGCGAUCGGCUUGCCUGCGGCGAGGAGUCCCUGGGUAUACGGACUGAACUUUGCGCGUUACCCUGCACUCGCCCCAGAGAACGUCGUGUACUCCCUCUACCGCUUGCUUGGACAGACCGUGAUCGUGCCCAUGGGCGCAAGAUCCCAAGAACCAUGGGAAGGGGAUCUCUAUGUCCUGGAAACAGUCCGCUGGCUUCGCCCAGGACCCGUUUCAUGGAAGAUUGUCCUCGCCCUCCUCACAAUCUGGACCACUAUAACCGUGAGUCUCUCAAUAUGGACGCUCUUCACGAAGCGCUGGGCUCCUACGCUUGGCGGAUUCGAGUUAUUCCGCCUGGGGGCAGAAUACACGAACGAAGUCCACCGCUUUCAGGAUCGGCGAUUUGAGGGUUGCACCAUGGCGCUGAGGGAUAUCCCGGGUAUGAUCGGGGCCAUGCCGGGUGACAAGCUGGGAGCCGAGGAAAGCUUCAUCGGGUUGAGUGAGAACGUGGCGAGCAGAGACGGGCGGUAUGUCUUUGACCGAGGGCAGGCUGGUCUGCAUCGGAGCGCAUGA
Cyphellophora attinorum is the source of this 1059-nucleotide messenger RNA. RefSeq lists its product as uncharacterized. The transcript has a single exon. The record is from RefSeq and is a predicted model, not a curated record. NCBI's taxonomy places the organism in Eukaryota, Fungi, Ascomycota, Eurotiomycetes, Chaetothyriales, Cyphellophoraceae. Bases 1 to 1059 code for a protein of 352 amino acids.